ACCAUCCUCGACUCGCCCAGUUGCACUAACACCUAGCAGACCGUACCAAACCCAGCCAGAGCUCUCGUUACACAAGAUCCACCCCACCAUCCGACCAUCUUCACACGAACCUCGCCAAAACUUUUCCUCCAUACUUCACGACACAGCAACAACACAAAAAUGGCCACCCCACUAUCCGCCUCCCUGAGCACCCUCACCACACUGAUCACGCACUGCCGGGCGUCGCUCGCCGCCGCCUCCACCUCCGCCGCCUCCACCUCCGCCGCCUCCACCUCCGCCGCCCCACCGCCCGCCAGCUUCGACGCCCUCGCCGCGCUGCACUCGACCGCGACGCUGGCGCGCGCGCACAUCACGAACCUCUCCGUCACUUUACGACCACCCAUUACCAGUGGCGGCGUAGAAAAAUUCACCAGCGAGCUCAGCAGCACAAUAAUCCCGUCUCUGACAGCGGCGGCAUGUUCGCUCUCAGCAGCUGCGCACGGUCGCGCGCUAACGCUCGAGGCGCGGGCAGCGACGGACUCGCUGCUGGCCGCAAUCGGCGAGUACAUCGCUGCUGUGGCCGGGGGGCGGGGUGACGCUCGGCUGCCGAACACGGGGGUUGUGUGGAGUGCUGCUGAUCGGGUGCUUAAGUUGCGGGAGCUGGGGAAUGGGGGGGUGGUGGAGCGCGAUGUGGGGGCGUGGGCGGAGUGUGUGGAUGAUGCGCGCGAGGAGUUGAAGGGGUGGGUUGAGGAUGAGGAUCUCGACGGGAGUGAGUCCGAGGGCGAUGAGGACGAGAUGGAACAGGAGUUUUGGGAUCGGCCCACGAGGAAGGGGAGGCUGGAUGAGGCGACGAGGAAGAGGGCUGAGGAGGCGCUGAGGCUAUUGAAGUUGGUGACUAUUCUGUUUGGCGCCGCGAGGAAGAGGAGGUUGCUCGGUGACGCGAGGCUCAAGGAAGAUGUUAACAGGGUUGAUGGGAUCGCGGAGGCCGCGAAGAAUAUUUCGAGGCUGGUGGAUGAUGUGGGAAUGGCGUUCUACGAGGAUGAGGAUCUCGAGGAUGUGGACCGGAAACGAGACGAGCUGGUCAAGAAGGCGGUGGAGCUGGCGGAGUUGUGUGUACUCGGGAAUCAACAGGAGAAGGAUGGCUACUCGGCGUGGUUUGAGAAUUGUAAAGCUACGCUGCAGAAAUCUACAUGA
Molecule: messenger RNA, 1173 nt
Organism: Tricharina praecox
Lineage: Eukaryota; Fungi; Ascomycota; Pezizomycetes; Pezizales; Pyronemataceae
Exons: 2
Coding region: 160-1173 (337 amino acids)
Biological process (GO): regulation of cell cycle
Cellular component (GO): nucleus
Source: RefSeq, a predicted model, not a curated record